AUGCGGCUCCAGGCGGCGCUUUUUAUCGCCGCGUGCGUGUCGCCCGCGGUGGCUAUCUAUUCCGAUGAGGUCAACCACAUUGACUUCCAUCACGCGCUCCUCGGCGCCCCCUCCCCCGACUCCACCUUCUUCCUCAAGCCUUCCUCCUCCUCGAACGCAUCCCUCCUCUACACAAUCUCUGACAAGUCGAUUGUGGGCGCUAUCAACCCUCGCGAUGGUACACUGAUCUGGCGGCAAGAUAUCUCCCGUUCCGGCUCUGCUUCCAGCGCGGCAGGUAUUCUACGUGGCCUGGAUGGCAACAAUGCAGUCGUUGGUGCAGCAGGCGAUUCCAUCUCGUCAUGGGGUGCCCAGGAUGGAAAAUUGAUUUGGGAAAACCGGUUUGCAGAUGGUGUGGUCGCUGACCUUGAGCUCUUGGAGUUGGAGGAUGCCAGAGCUACCUCCAGCGCGAGAGAUACCAUCGCGCUCACCGGCGGCGAGAGCACUGGAGUGGUGAGACGGCUGGAUGGAGACUCUGGCGAGACCAAAUGGGAAUACAAGGACAACAGUGGAGAUGUCGCGUUCCAGGUGUCAUCUUCGCCGACCGAGGUCUUCUACAUCUCGCUCCAGUCUGCGAUGUUAAAGGGCUAUAAAAUCAAAGUCACUGCAUUGGAUCCGGUCACGGGUCGCCAGACUCAUCAGCAGGUCCUGAACUCGGAGAGCGAUGUCGCAUCCCCUGAGUCAAUUCUCUUCGUGGGCGCUAACACCGCCUCACCCUUGAUUGUCUGGGCCGACAAGUCGCACAAGUCGCUGAAGGUCAAUGUCAUCGGCACAAAGCAGAUCAGCACCAUCAACAUCGAUAACACCUCCGGCCAGGAUAUUCAACAAAUCACUGUCCAUGCCCCUCAUAAACUCAACUCGCUCCCCCACUUCCUUGUUCACUAUGAGACAGAGAGUGGAGCUUGGGCGGAGGUCUACCACGUGGAUAUGAAGUCUUCGGCAGUGAGCAAAGCCUAUCAAUUGCCUUACUUGCAAGGCCAGUCUGCGGUGGCGACCAACAACGUUGACGCCAAUGUCUUCUUCACUCGAGUGACAGACUCGGAGGCUAUCGUCGUUUCCUCCGCAUCCCAUGGUAUCCUGGGGCGCUGGAAUGUCGAUGCAUCAUCAACCGACCGUGUGCUGCAUGCAGUUGCGGAGGUUGUGACCAAGGGCAAGACUGUCGCUGUCCGAGCUGCUGUCCUCCGCAAGUCCGGAGACUGGUCGUUAAUUCGAAAUGGUCAGACCGAGUGGACCCGUCCCGAGGCUCUGAUCUACGCUGUGGCUGCUGCUUGGGUGGAAGAUGAGGACCAAGAGGAAUUGGCCCAUGAACUGGAGGUCGAAGGCCACGAGGGCUUGAUUGGUGCUUACAUCCAUCGGGUGAAGCGCCACCUCCGGGAUCUCCAGCAUCUGCCCGAAUGGCUUAAGGAACUGCCAAAGCGCAUUAUCACUAGCAUUCUGACUGACGAAGUAUCCAAUCUCGAUAGCUUUGGUGUCGCCCAGUCGAUAAUUGUUGCUACCGAGAAAGGACGUGUCUACGCGCUGGAUACCGGUCGCCAAGGUGCCAUCAAGUGGGGUGUCCAAGCGGAGGAGACCUCGCACUGGGACAUCAAAUCUAUUUUGAGUCAGCCUGGGUCUGCGGUCAUUUAUAUCAGCGAUGGCAGCUCGGUACAGAUCAAUAGCUCUACCGGGGAAGUCAUCUCGCGCUCCGCCCCCACCAACAACAAACUCCAGUCGAUUGCCACAUUUGAGCAACAGGUAGGAUCCUCGGUAAUCAGGAUGGGUUCCCUGGGUAUCCAAGAGGAUGGCACUCCUGUCGCACCGUUUGACGAUAUCACGGGCUUCUUGGUCACUACCAGCAAUGAUGGUCGUGUUCUUGGCUGGGUUGAGAAGGACAACAAGCAUCCUGUGUGGGAGUUCGUGCCCCCUUCGGGUCAAAAGCUCAUCAAGGCUGUGAGUCGCCCUUCGCACGACCCUGUUGCCUCGAUCGGAAAGGUGCUUGGUAACCGCUCUGUCCUGUACAAGUACCUUAACCCGAACCUGGUGCUGGUGACUGCUGUGGACGAGAAGGAUCACACCGCUGGCUUUUACCUUCUUGACGGCGUUUCGGGCAAGGUACUGUACUCCACUACCCAAGCCGGCGUUGACCCAACGCAGCCCAUUGCUUCUGCUAUAUCCGAGAAUUGGUUCGCCUACUCGUUCUUCGGUGACGUCGUCGACGAGUCCUCCUCCAAGGGCUACCAGCUCGUCAUCUCCGAGCUUUACGAGUCCCCCCUUCCGAACGACCGCGGUCCCCUAGACUCGGCCGGAAACUACUCGAGCCUGCACAGUAACAUCCCGCUGCCCCAUGUGGUCUCCCAGGCCUACCUCAUUCCCGAGCCCAUCUCCCACAUGGCUGUGACCCAGACCCGGCAGGGAAUCACCAUCCGCCAGCUCAUCUGCGUUCUUCCGUCUUCCAAUGCCAUUGUGGGCAUUCCCCGUCAUGUCCUGGACCCUCGUCGCCCCGUCGACCGGGACCCUACCUCUGCCGAAGCGGAAGAGGGUUUGUUCCGGUACGCGCCUUUCCUCGAGUUCGAUGGCAAGUGGUAUCUCUCUCACUCCCGUGAUGUCGCGGGCAUCAAGACUGUGUUGUCUCGCCCUACCCUGCUGGAGAGCACCAGUCUUAUCUUCGCCUUUGGAGGCGAUAUCUUCGGCACCCGCGCCACACCCAGCCAUGCGUUCGACAUUCUGGGCAAGAGCUUCUCCAAAUUGCAGCUAGUCCUGACCGUGGUGGCUUUGGCGGCUGGUGUCGCAUUUUUGGCCCCGAUGACUCGGAAAAAGCAGGUCAACAUGUUGUGGAAGGCUACAUAG
Penicillium canariense is the source of this 2862-nucleotide messenger RNA. RefSeq lists its product as uncharacterized. Gene Ontology annotation, cellular component: EMC complex. The transcript has 3 exons. The record is from RefSeq and is a predicted model, not a curated record. Gene Ontology annotation, biological process: protein folding in endoplasmic reticulum. Gene Ontology annotation, molecular function: protein binding. The coding region runs from base 1 to 2862 and encodes 953 amino acids. Lineage: Eukaryota; Fungi; Ascomycota; Eurotiomycetes; Eurotiales; Aspergillaceae.